AGCUCGAUCCCUGCCCCACAACGGCCCAAACUCCGCACCGCGCAUGGCCAUGGCCAAAGCGGGGCUCAUGCCACACGAGAAGAAACUGCUGGAAAGCCAAGAGCUGGUGGAGGUUUCGCAUAAAGGUGCCAGUUCCAUCUUGUUGGAAGCUCCCCAGCUGGGCGUGCAGGAUCCGGCUGAAGGUCAAGGCCGAUCUCCGGCAGAAGCGGAUGAAGGCCAUGAAACGGAAGAAAUGGUGUCCGUUUAUCGCCACAUGUCUGACAAGGAAGCCGCGUAUCUACUGGAGCAUUCCAUUCUGCCAGACACGCAACCAUAUCAGACCAUAGUUGUUGGUGAAGAAGGCUACGAAUACUGUAAGAAGUAUUUCACCGGCAAGAAGAAGGUGACACCUCCAGUGACCACCAUUGUCGAGUUCCAGUGUCCCAAGACACUCGUUGAAGAACUCUUCGCCAUGCAGUGGAAGAUCGAAGAUGGUGCCCGAUCGCACGGCCUGGGAGAUAAAGGUGGAAAAGGGCUGCCACUCUUCAACGACUCACUGCGAAGUUCUUCUACGUCCUGGCGUGUGGUCUUUGUGAAACGGCCAAGGCGGUGAUGAUCACGCGCGAUUUGCGCUGUACAGGUCCUGCGGGUCGAUUAUCCAUGAUGACCUAUGUUUUUUCUGGUGCGGGAUUCUUUAUGUCCCAGUCAUUUGCUGAAAGAUGAG
Molecule: messenger RNA, 703 nt
Organism: Cladocopium goreaui
Lineage: Eukaryota; Dinophyceae; Suessiales; Symbiodiniaceae
Source: the annotation of a GenBank genome assembly